AUGCUCGUAAGAAAUAGUGCUAGGCAGGGUUCCCUUUUAAGAAUUAUUUCGCUAAGUAGGUCACACCCGCAGUGCAAUGGCGGUGCGGUGAUGGCGGAUGGCGGCGCGGGCGCGGUGGCUGAGGGGGCGGGCGAGUCGGCGGCACGGGGCGCUGCGCUGGAGCGGGCGUACGUGCACGACGUCUACGAACAAGCAGGAGAUGACGGCGACGAGAGCUCGCGAGCGCCCGCGCCUGGCGUGCAGGCCUUCCUCUCUGAACUAGAGCCCGGCAGCCUUGUCUGUGAUGUCGGAUGUGGAAACGGCAAAUACCUUAGCGUAAAUCCGUCCGUGUACACUGUAGGAGGGGACCGGUGUACCCGACUCACUGCGCAAGCGCGACAUCACAACAAUGAGCAAUCAUCUUCAGUAAAGAACUUGUCAACUUCGCAGGUGGUUGCGUGCGACAACUUGUGCCUACCGUUCCGCGAUGAGUCAUUCGACGCGGUCCUAUCCAUCGCCGUCGUUCACCACUUCGCUACGGUGGAGAGGCGAGCGAUGGCGUUACGGGAGCUGGCAAGAGUCACCCGGAUAGGUGGAAGAUUACUUCUCACUGUCUGGGCUAUGGAACAUGAGGGACGCAACUUCCAUUCACAGUGCUAUUUAAGAGAUCAUCUGCAGGGACUGGAUCAUAACAAUUCUUCAGCUAGAAGCAGUCACAUCCAAAUUUGGAAGGAAGUACCUAAAAACCACCAAUCUUCUAAAAUGUCCAAACACACUGCUGACCAUAUUUUCCCUUCGGAGGACGAAUCGUUGGACGAGGUGCAGAUGAAGGCCAAACCAAAGGAAAACAAGAAACGUAAGUCGACGCCAACGCGCAGCCCCCAGCCGUCUACCAGUAAGAAAAGCAAGACAGUUAUUCGCCCCAUACCUCCUGUUACCAAGUCUACGGCUCGCGAAGUAUUUGGGAGUGACAGCGACGACGACGCGGUAGACGUACCCGCGGAGAAGAAGCCUCCGGUUAUUUACUCCUACGUCACAAGGAGACUGGCCAAUGGCUUUUCUCGUCAAAUAGAUGAGAAUAAAAAAGCUUUAGAGAAAACGAUGAAAUCAGAAUCCCCAUACAUCAGCAAGACAUAUACGUGCUACCAUCAGCCAGUUCAAUUUACAUCGAAGGACAGGCAAGGCUGUUCGGAUGUGUUGAUUCCUUGGCAUCGGCCAGUCACGCUGUGCCCGCCAACACCGGCACCCAGAUUUCUGUCAGUAGACAAUGAACAUAAUGCUGAGCCCUGGAAAAGCCGAGAUGGUUCCCCGGGAUCAUCGUCCCUUUCCUCACCCAACGAGACGUGUUACUCAUUUGUAAGAAGAGCACUACAACGAUUGGCGGGACGAAGAUCAUUCCUUCCUUCAUGGAGCAUCGGAGCUCGGGUACCACAACGACCCUGCUUACGACCCGAACCACCUGCAGCUGACCUACCUAUUGAGCUACGGCGUCUGGACGAAGCACUCCCUCCGAGAUUAAUAGCACAAAACUCGGACGCGUCAACGAUAAAGUCAAGAAGUUUGACAGACAUCGCUGAUAUUGAGAGGCGAGCGCUAGUACGAUCAAGGUCUAGCUUACCUAGCUUGGGUGGCGAGGAAACCGAACCACCGCCAGCAGCAGCUCCAGUGCCAGAGAUCAACGAGCCUCGGAAGAAACCACGACUAGUAAAACAAAAAAAGUCGAUUAAUGAAGACGACGCCGAGGAAGAUCUCGACAAACCUACGGACAUGAAAAGUAUGGUAGAAGAAAUGCCUAACUUUAAAAUACAUACGCCUAGGUUACAGCCAAGUAAAAAACCAGGCGUCUUUAAACAAACUUCCCUCAACGAGGAAUUGAUGUCGGUUGAGCGGUUAAGGGAAAAGGAAAGAUUAAGGAAAAACAUCCAGAAACAGGCUUCACUAAAUGAAGAAUAUCUUUAUCGGAGACCCGGAGUUCUAGAUUCCAUCCGGGACUCAAUAUUUUCCACUUCCGCGACUACCGGCAAAAAAUUCCAGUCACUGAAAAACGGCCUCACUAGCAAAUUCAAAACGUCUACAACGAAUAUAGAUAAGGUAACCGUGUUUGUAAGAAUGCUCCAAGGUUGGAAAAAUCACGGACCUGCACCAGAAGUUCCUACGCCAAGCGACAAUAACACUGGAAGUGACAAAACCUAUCCUGAACGAAGACAUUCCAAAGAAGAUGGGUCUGAUUCUUCUAAAGACAGCAGCCUUCAAAGUGACACCAGUGUAGAUUCUGAAGACAGUUUUGCGUCAGUGAUUUACGUCCCGAAAGCAGACGGAUCAGGCGAUCCGUUAUCACCCACGCCAUUAUCUCCAGGACCUACUUCACCCAGACUUAAAGUGUCUUCUGUUCCAACGUCACCCCGAAUGAAAAGCUCUCCAGGGUUACCAUCGCCCAGAAUCAAACAAGCUUUUCCUUUAAUAAGACCACCGGCCUCGCCGAAUUCAGUUCAAGCGCCCACCACAGUGAAUAAAAUUUUAGUAGCUCAAUAUAGUUUAAAGAACUACUCCACUACUACCUCUGUGGCAACAGUACCGUUAAAACCACAGUCUAAAAGUCAGCCGAACUCUCCUCCUAAGUCUGAAUCCGAUGAUACAACAAUGGCAAAACCGGAACCCCUGCCUAUUUUAAGUAAUAACACAUCCAUUGAUGUGUUUGAAGAUGUUGAUCCCAUCCCUCCCAUCAAGGAAGAAGAAGAAACUCCAACGAGUGAUGUCACUAAAGAGUUACUUGCAGAAAUAAACAAAGACAUCGAAGAAAUACACAAACUGACAGCAGAAACUAACAAAUUUCAACCACGGGUAGUUUUACAAGAUGUCAAACCGUACCCAAAAAUAACAUUGCAAACAGUCGCAGAACUACCCGAAAUACCACAGUAUAAGCCAAAAGAAACAACUAAAUCAAGCACCGACACCUUAGACUCAAGGUCUGCAGAUCGUAAACGUAAAGAGCGUAUACGCCAGAUCAAAGAAAUGCUGAAUAAGGGAAUUCCAUCCGGUAGUAUAAGCAGAAGACCUCCGUUCCCAAUAGUUCGAGGAUCUAGAAAUGCGGAACCAAUAGUUAAAAGCCGGCCCACACUCAUGUCUCUGGAAUUAUUUAAUCCAGCCACAGAUGACAUGGAUAGCGACUCCAGCGGUGUUUCUUCCCCCGAUUCUGUGGACAGCGUCAUAAGCGUGGUACCUGAAGAAUUAAAGAAAACUGCUUUAGAGAAAGAUCUACCAAAUCCAGGAUCCGAGACGAAGGAAGAGCCAACAUCCUCAACAGAAAAACUUCCUGUACCACCAACAUUGGGUCCGCAGACUCUAAUUGAAGCUGCAGCCGAAGUUGCACACUCUUUGGAUGAAACAUGUGAAACGGUUAUCCAAAGCAGCCCAAGAUCAAAGAGAAGGCAUUUAGAAAAGCUUGAAAGUGCUGAAGCGAUGGCUAUUGUACAAGGGGCUUCCAGCAGCAGCAGUAGUAGUAACUGGAGCUUAAAUAAAUUGUCGCCUGGAGAUUUACGGAUAUUGGAAUCAAGAUCUCAAUCCCAUACAAGCUCAAGUGGAAGUUCUUCCAGCCUAGAACGACUUUCUCCUGGACGAAGAUCUAAAGAUCGCUCUCCAAAACUAGGCAGUACCAGCAAUUCCACUUGGAGCUUGAAUAGGCUAUCCCCGAACAGGCCAGAAGGACGAUCCCUAGACGAAAAUCUCAGUAAAACCCAUAGGAGUCCGACUAGAUUACCAUACGACUCCAUUUCAAUUUCCAGCACAGAUUCUGAUAAAUCAAUAUCCAAGUCAGAAAGCUUCAAUAGGAUACAGGCUAACGAGCCAUUGGUAACCUGCAAAUCUGACAUGAUUGCUACUGAAGAAGAAUGGUCCGAUCAACAAGACCGUAGUCAACACUUAACUGAAUUUGCAGAAAAGUUAAGUGAGAAAUUACUGCAAGAAAUAGAUCAAUAUUCAAAACGAAUAAAUGAAGAAGACUUUGAUCUACCCAGUAGCAGCAGUAGUGAAAAGAGCAUAUCCCUCAGAUUAAAACGAGAAGAGGAGGAUAGGAACACACAGAAAAUUCUAGAUGAGUUAUCGGAUAGUUUACAACAUUUGGAAGAUCCUUAUAUCCAUAAAAUAAGCACAGAAAUGCAGGGCCUCAAUAAGUUAAGUGCAGAAUUGCAGGAAAGAAACAAAUACAUCGCUUCUUUGAAUGAGGUUCAAGAAACCGACAUUAGUAAGCUUUUCCCUAAAUGCCUCUCUAAGACGAAAACCAAGAAGAGAUCCAAAGACGUCGACCCAAUAAUAAAUAAAUAUAGGGAAUUAAAGAAGUCAAUGAAGGUUUCAAGUGAAGAGGAUAUUUACCUCAAUAAUUGUGCCAACGUCCAAUACACGAAACCAGUGUUGACCGACAAACUACCGGACAUUGACGCUAAAAACCCAGAUGACGAUAGUGCAAUAUCGUCAAGUAAUGGUAAUCCCGAAAUAACUAUCGAUUCGGGAGCAUCAUACGACACGAGUCAAUCAUUAGAAACUGGAUACUCUUUAGAAUCCGAAAUCAGCGUAGACUCAUUAUGCACUAGCACGGACAAGAGAUCAUCUCUGAAAGUCGGUCAAUCGACGGAUUCAAGUGACUUGGACAAGAUGGAAAUUAGUCCUGAAUCCGUAACAUCUCGUUCGAGUGCCAGCACAGCUCCAUUGAAGUCUGGUUUCUCGAUCGAAUCGAGUGAUACGUCGGCAGGAAGUGACUGGAGCCGGCGUGACAAAACUGGCAGCACGGCAUCCCUUGGUUGCGCCAGUCUCGCGUCCCUGCCGUCAUACAGCGAAUGUUCUAAAGACAGGAAACUGUUGGAGACUCGCUCAUCAUCAGAAGACACAGCUCCAGUUCCUGCUAUGCCACCUCCUCGUGCCUUCCCGCACGCACCGCUAUUACCUUCCUUGAGCGAUGGCUCGGACAGCCUGCCAUCAGAAGGAGGAGCGGUCACCUACCAUCGCUACUACCACGUCUUCAAGCGUGGGGAACUAGACCAGCUGAUCGAGAAGUACGUGGAGAGUCUCCACGUGGUGUCUUCAUACUACGAUCAGGCCAGCUGGUGUGUUAUAGCAGAGAAAGUGCAAGUAUGGACCAUUUAA
This is a messenger RNA of Spodoptera exigua (beet armyworm), 5115 nucleotides long. Lineage: Eukaryota; Metazoa; Arthropoda; Insecta; Lepidoptera; Noctuidae. The record is from the annotation of a GenBank genome assembly.